AUGUAUGAGGACUGCAUUGAGUCCACUGGAGACUACUAUCUCCUCUGUGACACCGAGGGGGCCUGGGGCAUUGUUCUGGAGUCCCUGGCUGCCAUUGGCAUAGUAGUUACCAUUUUGCUCCUCUUGGCAUUUCUUUUUCUCAUGCGAAAGGUCCAGGACUGCAGCCAUUGGAAUGUUCUCCCCACCCAGUUCCUCUUCCUCCUGGGGGUGCUGGGGCUCUUCGGACUCACCUUUGCCUUCAUCAUCCAGUUCAAUCAGCAAACUGCGCCCGUCCGCUACUUUCUCUUUGGGGUUCUCUUUGCUCUCUGCUUCUCGUGCCUGUUGGCUCAUGCCUCCAACCUAGCGAAGCUGGUCCGGGGUGGAUGCUCCUUCUCUUGGAUGACAAUCCUGUGCAUUGCUAUCGGGGCCAGCCUGUUGCAGACGAUUAUCGCCAUCGAAUAUGUGACACUCAUCAUGACCAGAGGCAUGAUGUUCGUGCACAUGACACCCUACCAGCUGAACGUGGACUUUGUGGUCCUCCUGGUCUAUGUUCUCCUGCUGAUGGCCCUCACGUUCUUCGUCUCCAAAGCCGCCCUGUGUGGUCCGUGUCAGAACUGGAAGCAGCAUGGCAGGCUCAUCUUCGUCACGGUGCUCAUCUCCAUCAUCAUCUGGGUGGUGUGGAUCUCCAUGCUCAUGAGAGGCAACCCGCAGCUCCAUCGCCAGCCGCACUGGGACGAUGCGGUCGUCUGCAUCGCCCUGGUCACCAAUGCUUGGGUUUUCCUGCUGGUGUAUAUCAUCCCUGAGCUCUGCAUUCUCUACAGAUCCUGUAAACAGGAUUGCCCUGUACAGAGCAAUGCCUGCUCCAUGCCCGUCUACCAGCGCACCUUCCGGGCAGAGAACCAGGAGCUGUCACGAGCCCGAGACAGUGAUGGAGCUGAGGAGGAUGUAGCAUUAACUUCAUAUGGUACUCCCAUUCAGCUGCAGACUGUUGAUCCUACACAAGAAUAUUGCAUCCCUCGGGCAACCGUAAGUUCCCCACAAGAUGCAGGGUCAUAAGGCCUAGAGGAAACGAGCGGUGACGACCUGGAAGACGAUCCUGGCUAAGGGAGCCCCACAGGUCCCUCGAAGCAUCAGCCCAGCCAUCCGGCUCUGUUUCGUGGCCCCCGUCCAUCCAUCUGGACCCUUUGUGGAAGACUUCCCUUCUGAGCUUAAUUACAGUCUUGCUGGCCACCCUCCCUU
Messenger RNA from Ochotona curzoniae (black-lipped pika), 1218 nucleotides. RefSeq names its product G protein-coupled receptor class C group 5 member D (gene GPRC5D). NCBI's taxonomy places the organism in Eukaryota, Metazoa, Chordata, Mammalia, Lagomorpha, Ochotonidae. The coding region runs from base 1 to 1035 and encodes 344 amino acids. Gene Ontology annotation, biological process: G protein-coupled receptor signaling pathway. The transcript is spliced from 3 exons. Gene Ontology annotation, cellular component: intracellular membrane-bounded organelle; signaling receptor complex; plasma membrane. The record is from RefSeq and is a predicted model, not a curated record. Gene Ontology annotation, molecular function: protein kinase activator activity; G protein-coupled receptor activity.